Clunio marinus is the source of this 2666-nucleotide messenger RNA. The record is from the annotation of a GenBank genome assembly. NCBI's taxonomy places the organism in Eukaryota, Metazoa, Arthropoda, Insecta, Diptera, Chironomidae.
AACCGUUUCACAUUUGUAAACAAUUCCGGAAUAUUAAAUGAUCUAAAAUUAGAAAAAUAUACGAUUUAUUAAUAAAAGAGCAGAUCCUUGUUAUUAAAACUUAUUUACACUAAGAGAAACCAUCAAUUUCAGCAACAGCAUCAUAUUACAUUAUUGAUAUGAAGCUCACCGAUCAAGUUGUACGAAGUUUUAAAGUUGCAAAAGUAUUUCGAGAGAAUCAAGAUAAAAUCAACAGCAUUGACUUCUCAGCAAAUGGCGAAAAAUUAAUAAGCUGCAGCGAUGAUGAUCAAAUUGUUUUGUACGAUUGUGAGAAAGGGACUCAAACAAGAACAGUUAAUUCAAAAAAAUAUGGUGUAGAUUUGAUUAAUUUUGCCCAUGGAAAUUCGACAGCAAUCCACAGCUCAACAAAGGUUGACGACACAAUCCGGUAUUUGAGCUUACAUGACAACAAAUAUCUUCGUUAUUUUCCUGGACAUACAAAGAAAGUUACUUCCUUGAAAAUCUCACCAAUCGAUGACACCUUUAUUUCGGGUUCGCUUGACAAAACGUUACGAUUGUGGGAUUUAAGGUCGCCAAAUUGUCAAGGAGUGAUGCAUUUACAGGGAAGACCAGUUUCAGCCUUUGACCCUGAAGGAUUAAUUUUUGCCGCUGGAGUAAACUCAGAAUCUAUUAAGCUCUAUGAUUUAAGAUCAUUCGAUAAAGGGCCUUUUGUAACAUUCUUGCUGAAUCAAGAGAAAGAAUGCGAUUGGACAGGAUUGAAAUUUUCAAAGGAUGGAAAAACAAUUCUGAUCAGCACAAAUGGAUCAAUUAUUCGAUUGAUUGAUGCUUUUCAUGGAACACCAUUGCAAACAUUUACUGGUCACAGUAACAAUAAAGGAAUCCCAAUCGAAGCCUCGUUCAGCCCUGACUCGCAAUUCGUCUUUUCUGGAAGCACUGAUGGCCGUGUUCACGUUUGGAAUGCUGAUAGUGGAUAUAAAUUGUGCGUCUUGAACGAUAUGUAUAAUUUACCACCAGAAGUGCUCACAACCCUAUUCGAUUAUCUUGACACAGAAAGCUUAGCCACAAUAACAGAGUGCUCGAGAAAAUUCAACGAUAUUGUAUCAAACAGCGAACGUCUCACGAAGAAAUUUACGCUUUACUUACGUUACCCACAAGACUUAAAUUCAUUUGCAGAUACCAUGUUGGAUUCGGAUCGAAGAUACCGAAAUUUACACAUAAUAAAAUCUCGUGAUAGGUUUGGUGAACUAAGUAAUCCCAUAAUGACGCAUCGUCUCUUUCCUCGUCUUGGAGAAAUGAUUCGAACUUUGAGAGUCGAUUGGAGUAACAACAUGGGAUCACGAGAUACGUCACUUUUUGAAAUAGUCAAUCGAAGACGAAUAGAAAAUAGAGAAGGUGGCCACAUGGAUCUUCAUAUCGAACAUACAAUUGCAACUCAAACAGUGGCAAAUGCCCGUGAGGAUAUUUACAAUGAGUUUUUCCAUUUUAUUCGAUAUUUCGCCAACAUUCAAACGUUAUCUCUAUACAACGUUCAUUUAGAACGUGCUCGUCAAGCUAACGAACAAAUUUUAUCGUUUCCAAAUUUAAAAGAGCUCAAAGUAUCGCAUUGCGAUGCUUUUUGUUUUGAUCUCCUUUCAUCGUGUACGCGAUUAACAAAACUCAAUGUCAAAGAACCUUUUUGGACAUCAAGAAAUCCAGGCAUUGACUCUUUCGAAACAUUCUUAAUAAAUCAGUUGAAACUGAAAGAGCUUCGUUUGGAGAAUCUUCAAUAUCCACGCUUAUUUCAAAUUGAUCGAACUGAUGAAAUCAUCUUCAGAUUGGAGCAUCUUGUCUUAAAAAACGUUUUCUUUGCUGACAAAGAUAUCGCCACAAGAUUUUUUCGCAAUCAAAUUCAUUUACGAACGAUUCAGUUUCAACUACAUAACGAGAGAGUUAGAGGGCUGGACAAUCUUGGAUGGUAUAACAAUUUGUUAAAGACAAUUGUCAUGUACAACAGACAUCUCCAUUCAAUUAAGAUUGAAAAGAUUCGAUAUAAGAUUAAGGAAUAUGGUUUUCUAUCCAAUGUCGUCAAUCGAAGUGUUAAAAAACUUUCGUAUAUGGUCACAGCAGAAGAUAAAUCAUCACAGCUGUUCAAAGUUUUCGUGAGAAUGUUUCCAAAUCUCGAGGAAAUUCAUUUUAAGGCUGAGGAGAGUGAAGAUACCAACAGUGGAAUUUGCUUCAAUGAAGGAACAGUUUUGGAGAAAGUUAAAACAUUGGAAAUCACCAACAGUUCUGUUCGCUCACUUGUCAAUCUGUAUGCAGGUUCGUUAGUAAAUUUCUCAUAUGUCCCUGGAAAAACUGGCGAAUUUAUUGAUGAUCUCUUUGGAGGAUUCUUUCAUCGUCAUCGAAACAUUAAACAUCUCAUUAUUGGCAGUCGUUCAGAUCGAUCUUACUUCUUUGUUUCAUUUAAUCUUUGCCAACUCAUUGUCAACUUUCUCACUCAACUCGAAUCGAUUACAAUUUUUAAUUUCGCUGAAGUUAAUAAGUCUGUGAAAUUGCUAUGCAACUUACAAAAGCUCAAAUCUUUGACAUUGUCAGAGGAGGAUCAUCAACAAUUUACGGCCAAAACUAAAGUUGAAUGUUCUCGGAAUGAAUUGAAACUCAUUCCGGUAGCAAUUCCUGAUCUUUAA